Penicillium cinerascens is the source of this 1839-nucleotide messenger RNA. RefSeq lists its product as uncharacterized. The transcript has a single exon. The record is from RefSeq and is a predicted model, not a curated record. Lineage: Eukaryota; Fungi; Ascomycota; Eurotiomycetes; Eurotiales; Aspergillaceae. The coding region runs from base 1 to 1839 and encodes 612 amino acids.
AUGACGUCCGAUAAACAAAACAAUGGCUAUCCCGCCAAACCGUUUACGCCCACCCUCUCCGCGGCGUUUCACCGCACUAACAAGAAGGCUCCCUUGACCCCGAAGCUGGCCAGUCCGAGUCCUGGCUUUUCUGUUGCUCGUCGUCUCGCACACUCCGAUAAUCCCUAUUCCACUCCCACCAAAGAUGAGAUCACCGCCGUCCCUCCCACCUUCCUCAGUACCAACGUCACCCCUCGAUCGGGCUCCCGCACGACUCGACGCGAUACUGCAUUCGCCUCACCCACGAAUACGCCUCCUGCUCCGUCACCCCAGACUCCAUACUCUCAACCCACAGUUGGCCUGGGACUCCAAGGAACACGUCGGACGGAACGGAGCCCGGCUCGCUUGGUGAAGGCGGAGCAGUCGAGGAGCUUGCGAGCAAAGACCCUGACUGCGGAGGGACAACAAGUUUCACGUCCCAACUCAUUCUCCGACAUGGCAGCUGCCUCUCCCAUGUUCUUCCAUGCCUCUGAGGCACGCUCCACCACUUCCUCCGAUUUGGAUACAAUCCGUCCUAGACAUGGGCAGGGCCAGGGACAGGGGCAGAGCCAGGGCAAGACGUCUCCGGUCUCGAGCUUCAUGUAUGCGAAUGGGAACCAAGAACGGCAGGCCGCAGAAGAUUCUUAUUUCUUAAGCUCUGCGAAGCGCCGUUCGGGGGGACUCCCUCGCCCUGUACCAACUAAACCGUCCGCCUCGCCCUCCCCACGUUUAAAAUCUCCUCGACCUUCAGAUGCUGCAUCACCACUCUCCGAUGACACAAAUUCACAGCCCAGUCCCAACCCGGACAUGGGAUUAGAGAACAUCCUGCAACGUUUCGGCUCGCCGCCGAGUAUCAUUCCUGAAAGAUCGGGCCCCCCGUCAAUUGGACGACAUGCGAAAUCAUCAAGUCUUGAUUCGACCAGCAAUAACAACGUUGUACAGGAUGGUCUUCGCGCCAGUCCAGUCAUCAUAUCCAACAACAUGAAUGAUGGCACGGCACCCGUGAUGUCUGAUCAAAUACCGACACUUCGCCCACGCAUUUUCAGUAACGGCUCGUCCGUUUCCACAAACCCGCCUAUGUCAAUCCCCAUGAGCCCUGGAAAGUCCGAAGUUGGCGAGGGGGCGUUGAAUGCUCGUACAGAACGCAAGAUUCUGGACCUGGAAAUUAGCAACUCGUCGCUGCUGGCUAUCAACCGAACUUUGGAGCGAGAAAUGCGCAACCAAAAAGCAGAGCUACGACGGUUCCGACGCCUCAGUCGGUCUGGACGUUUGUCUAUGGCACCUUCGGCCCGUUCAUUUUCUGGUACCGCGCUGUCAACAACCAGCGAACUGGAAGAGGGUGUCAGCGAACUUUCAUCUAUCCGAUCCCAAGAUGACAUGUCUGAUUUCAGCGACGAAGAUUCCAUAGCGGACGAAGGGAUUCUGAGUCCAGACUCACUUGCUGAGCACGACGCGAAACAUCGAGCACAUGACGAGAAACGAUUUAUGGUUGACCUUGCCCGGCACCAGGAGCUUUUGGUUGACAGCCAGAAAAUGAACCAGAGCCUGAAACGAUGCCUGGGAUGGACUGAAGAGCUGAUUAAGGAAGGCCGGAAGGCCCUUGAGUACAGUGUCCGUGUCCAGGAUAUCGAGUUGGGCGGACGGGUCUUAUCCCCUGAAGAGCUGGGCGAGGUCGGCGAGAGUGGACGCGCACUGCUCAGCCCGUCUACUGAAUACGCCGUUUCCUCUCCUCACGACACACCGUCCGAUUCUUUCUUUGACUUUGAUCCAGCAACACUCCCUCUACCUUCGUCUCCAGGUGGGACCGAUUUAAUCUUCUAA